Molecule: messenger RNA, 246 nt
Organism: Pieris macdunnoughi
Lineage: Eukaryota; Metazoa; Arthropoda; Insecta; Lepidoptera; Pieridae
Source: the annotation of a GenBank genome assembly
AUGCCUAGAGUAUAUAAAACAAAAGAAGGUGCAAGAAAAAGAAUACCAAUCGAUAAGGAAAUCUUGGAGUUGGCUGUUAAUGAUGUUAUAGGGGGUAAGAGUCUUCGUGGUACUGCCAAAGGUUACGGAAUAGCAGUUAUGACACUGAAAAGAUAUGUCAGAAAGAAGAAAAAUGCUAUGACUGAAAAUAUUGACUACACGCCAAACUAUCGCCAUUCGCCAGUCACAAAUUUUUUCGUCAACUGA